Molecule: messenger RNA, 3716 nt
Organism: Tribolium castaneum (red flour beetle)
Lineage: Eukaryota; Metazoa; Arthropoda; Insecta; Coleoptera; Tenebrionidae
Gene: sfl
Product: sulfateless
Exons: 10
Coding region: 474-3164 (896 amino acids)
Cellular component (GO): Golgi apparatus
Molecular function (GO): heparan sulfate N-sulfotransferase activity; deacetylase activity
Source: RefSeq, a predicted model, not a curated record
CCCAGUACGCCACUGGUGUCCGAAAUUCGGUCACAGCCUCCUUUGAUCUGCCCGCUCUGGACGCAUUUUUUCCAUUCAAAUUCAAAUAAACAGUGAUAAAAAUUUUAUUACGCCAAUCGUGAGAUUACAGUGAAAUGGGAGUGUAAACAUAACAUAUGUGCCCCCAUACUAGACAAAAGAUUAAGUCCGGAAGAGCGAAAUUGGUUCAAAUUUUUUCGACUAACAAAUAAAUUACUAAAUGAGUGUGGGGCGAAGCACGACAGACGAGUGAUGUAUUUGAAAUGCAUUCACCACGCAAAAAGUGAUCAUGUCGAGAGUGCAGUGCUGGAGAAAAAUGGCAAGAGUACAUGUGUUGUGUAGUCUCUGGAAGCACAGUAAAUGGAGGACUAACGUCGCGAGCUAACGCUCUGUAUAACAUUCCGUAGUCUUAGUGCCAUAUUCCUCGAGAUACCUCAUAUGCAAGUCAAUCGGUGAUGGGAGAAGACAUCAGGCCCCUGCUGGGGGUCCCCAAGAUACACAAGGUCUUGCGCAAGCUGAGACACAAACACCAUUGCGCCUACAAGGCUUCCACACUCAAAAAAUGCGUCGUCUUCGUCAUUUUACUCAGCAUUAUACUCAUCAUCAUCUACUCGCAGUAUAUAGGGCACUCGCCCUCCUAUCUCACAGGUCUGAUCCAGAGGAGCAACCGCCCCGAGCCCAACAUCCGCUGUGGCACUGUGAACGGCCCCCGAAUCCCGCAAAAUCACGACCACAAAACCGAGGCCCGACUUCGCAGCUAUCCCAAAGUUCUCGUUUUCGUCGAGACAAUCUACUCGAAACUCGGCAGAGAUAUCGCCGAAUUGCUCGUCCACACCAGAAUCAAAUAUAAGGUGGAAGUCGCCGGGAAAAGCCUGCCCGUGUUAACGAAUCUCGACAAGGGCCGCUAUGGAGUCAUCGUCUUUGAAAAUUUCAACAAGUAUCUACAGAUGGACAAGUGGAAUAGGGAGCUGCUCGACAAGUACUGUCGGGAGUAUUAUGUAGGGAUGAUAGGGUUUAUAACGCCGGAGGAAGAGACGUUUGUCGGGUCGCAACUCAAAGGGUUUCCGCUCUUCAUACACACGAAUCUCAAACUAAAGGACGCAGCUUUGAACGCCGCCUCUCAGAUUUUGCGUCUGACUCGCGCUGGAGAGACCGCCUGGGGCGACCUUCCUGGCAACGACUGGACCGUUUUCCAGGCCAACCAUUCCACCUACGAGCCCUUGGAAUGGGCCCACCGUAACGACGAUUACCAACCUACUGAAAGUAACGUCCGAACCCCUCUUCCCACCGUUAUCCAGGAUCACGGCCUCUUCGACAACAUCCAGCGCGUUAUUUUCGGUUCCGGUUUAAAAUUCUGGCUGCAUCGUCUCCUCUUCCUCGACUCUCUUAGUUAUCUAAGCCAUGGGCAGUUGUCCCUGUCCCUCGACCGCCGCCUCCUGGUGGACAUCGACGACAUCUUCGUCGGCGAGGUGGGCACUAGACUGCGUCCCGAGGACGUUAAAGCACUCAUCGCUACGCAAACCCGGAUUCAAGCGAUGAUUCCCGGGUUUAAAUUUAAUCUGGGCUUUUCGGGGAAGUACAUCUAUCACGGGAAUAGCGAGGAGGAUAAAGGUGACGAUCUCAUCUUGGAAAACGUCGAUAAGUUCAUGUGGUUCUCGCACAUGUGGAACCAUCAACAACCGCAUCUUUAUGAUAAUCUCACGGUGUUGAUGGAGGAUAUGGUGUUGAAUAAGAAUUUCGCCAAAGAGAAGGGAAUUCCGGUGGAUUCCGGGUAUUCGGUCGCGCCGCAUCAUUCCGGAGUUUAUCCGGUGCAUGAGCUCUUGUACACGGCGUGGAAGAAAGUCUGGAAUAUUAGGGUCACCUCCACGGAGGAGUAUCCACAUCUGAGGCCAGCCAGGUUACGGAGGGGCUUUAUUCAUCGGAAUAUCAUGGUUUUGCCUCGCCAGACUUGCGGUCUAUUUACCCACACCAUGCUCAUUGAGAAAUAUCCCGGUGGUAGAGAAAAACUAGACGAAUCGAUACAAGGAGGCGAAUUAUUUCAAACAAUUGUAUACAAUCCUAUUAAUAUUUUUAUGACUCACAUGUCGAACUACGGAAACGAUAGACUAGGUUUAUACACUUUCGAAUCUGUAAUAAAGUUUAUACAAUGUUGGACCAAUAUUAAACUAAGUUCAGCGCCACCUCUCCAACUAGCCGAAAGCUAUUUCAAGUUAUACCCUGGCGAAUCGGAUCCCGUGUGGGGGAAUCCAUGCGAUGAUCAACGUCACCAAAAAAUCUGGUCCAAGAACAAAUCGUGCGAUUCUCUACCGAAAUUUCUAGUGAUUGGGCCGCAAAAAACCGGCACUACGGCCCUGUACACUUUUCUGUCUUUACAUCCGGCGAUUGCUAGCAAUCUUCCAAGUCCGGACACCUUCGAAGAGAUCCAGUUCUUCAACGCGCACAACUACCUCAGAGGAUUAGAUUGGUACAUGAAUUUUUUCCCCGUGGACUCCAACUCGUCGCACUACUACUUCGAGAAGAGUGCGACGUACUUCGACGGCGAGUUGGUCCCGAAGCGAGUGCACGCCCUCCUCCCGCGUGCAAAACUCGUGACGAUUUUGAUUUCGCCCGCCAAAAGGGCGUACUCGUGGUACCAGCACACGAAAGCUCACGGCGACAUCAUCGCCAACAACUACAGCUUCCACCAGGUGAUUACAGCGAGCGACACGGCCCCCAAGCCGCUGCGAGACCUCCGAAAUCGGUGCCUUAACCCGGGGAAAUACGCGCAGCAUUUGGAGCGCUGGCUGACGUUUUUCCAGCUCCAGGCGUUGCACAUAAUCGACGGAGACGAGCUGAAGUCGAACCCGGUCGAGGUCAUGAACGAAAUGCAAAAGUUUUUGAAAAUAACGCCCUUUUUCAACUACACGGAGCACCUGCGGUUCGAUCCGAAGAAGGGGUUCUAUUGCCAGGUGGUCAGUGGGGAUCACACCAAGUGCUUGGGGCGGAGCAAGGGGCGGCAGUACCCUCCCAUGGAGGAGAAGUCGCUCAAGUUGUUGCAGAGGUAUUAUCUGAGCCAUAACACGGCCCUGGUCAAGCUGAUGAAGCGGAUCGGGUUGAGGAAUAUUCCCAAUUGGUUGAAGGAGGAUUUGUCCGAUUCGCCAGCGUGAAUUGUUGUACUUAUUUGGAUAAGUCGGUGUGAUAUUAAAUUAGAACAAUCUUGGAGAUAAUAAAUGGUAAUUUUUAUGAAAUGACAUAUCACGGUUGAAUUUUAGGCAAUACUAUUCUAAAAUUGAAAUCAAUUAUGAGUUUUUGAGGCGUUGUCCAUUUUUCAUGUUGGAGUGUUUUAGCUAGAACAUGAUUGUGCAAUAGUUUUAUUCCUUACGUCCACGAUGUGAGCUUAAUAGGUGUUCGAAAUAUUUAGAUUAGUUUUCAUUCACUUCAAGCAUAUCUGUUGACUGAAUGUACCAAGCUUUGCGCGUGAAAUAAUUGUGUAUAUAUUUUUAUUUAUAAUAAACAAACUAAUUCGUGCCAUUUUUUUGUACAUAGUUCUCUCAUUGUGGCAAUUCACGAUUGUUAGAUAAUCUUCAUGUCUAUUUUACGAGGUCGAUGUAUAUUGCAUGUAAUUUAUAACAUUCGAAGAUCACACAUUGAUGUAAAUAUUUCAAUUAUUGCAUAGCUGUUAAAAGUGGUAAAAUGACAAUAAAAUGACAUAACAUUCA